AUGUAUGCGGCUUAUGAUUGUUUAGCAAUUCAUCAAUUAUUUAUUAGCACGGAUAUUCUUAAGCAUGGACAACGUUCACUUAAUUUAUCAUCACAAGCAACAACACAAUCAACUAAUCAAACACUAACUGAUGAAGAACCUGAACAAAAUGAACCGUUAUCAAAAGAAGAAAGAAAAAAAAUUCAUAACAGAACAUGUACUCUCAAGCAGCGACGACAUUAUUAUCGAUGUGAAAUAAUUCGACGAAAUAUUGAUCGAAGAUUUUCAAUUUGUGAAAUAAAAAAUAUUCUUCGACAAAAUAAUAUUUUAUUUUAUGUUAUAAAUAUUUCAACUUCUUCAAUUAAUCACAACAAAACAUUAUAUAUUGGAAUACGAGAUGAAUCUAAAUUAGAAGAAUAUCAAAUUAAAACCAAAACAUUAUUUACAACAGACCAUUAUAAUCAAUUGAAGUAUGAACGACGUGAAGCUAGAUCAUCUAGUAAAGAUGAUCGAAAUGUAAAUCGUCGUGAUUACCAUACCAAAUGA
Messenger RNA from Rotaria sp. Silwood2, 525 nucleotides. Lineage: Eukaryota; Metazoa; Rotifera; Eurotatoria; Philodinida; Philodinidae. The record is from the annotation of a GenBank genome assembly.